Synchytrium microbalum is the source of this 315-nucleotide messenger RNA. Its product is annotated as acylphosphatase. Lineage: Eukaryota; Fungi; Chytridiomycota; Chytridiomycetes; Synchytriales; Synchytriaceae. Gene Ontology annotation, molecular function: acylphosphatase activity. Bases 1 to 315 code for a protein of 104 amino acids. The transcript has 3 exons. The record is from RefSeq and is a predicted model, not a curated record.
AUGGACCAAUCCUUGUCCCAAAGUCAUGAGUCCCUUUGGACCGUUACGUAUAAAAUAACGGGCAAAGUUCAAGGUGUGUUCUUUAGAAAGUACACGGCUGCAGAAGCUCAAAGACUUGACAUUAAGGGAACCGUGUGUAAUCAUGCUGAUGGAUCUGUCGUUGGAAUAGCUCAAGGACCAAAACGUCAAAUUGACCUAUUCAAAGAAUGGGUGUCGACUAAAGGUUCCCCAAAGUCUCGCAUUGACAACUUCUCCUUCACUGAGGAACGAGAGCUAUCCAGCCUGCAAUACAAGACGUUCGGCAUAGUUAAAUAG